UGGAGACUCUUGCAAGAUUAAACAAACAGCCACAUCUCUGUUAAGCGACAGGGCUGUGCAGACACACAGGACAUCUUCAAGGAGGGAACGUGGUGCUGUGACCCUGUCACAAGACUGAGCAAAUAUGAAACACGCCCUGCUGCUGCCCCUUCUCCUGCUGGGGACCGUUGCUGCUUUUCAUCUGGAGAAUCAUGCUCCCCACCUGGACAGCCAAGACACACAGGCAGACCUGAGCCAGGAUCUGGAAGGUUCAGGAGAUCAGGAGGGAGAGUUGGCCCAGACUAAAGAGGAGAUUCAGUCAGAAGAAGAGCAGGUGGAGGCUUCUGGCUACCAAAAUGACUGUGAGGAGGAGAAGGCCAUGCAGUGGGACCCAAGUGCCCUGGACAACGACUUGCAGUGCCCCAAGACCGAGGACACAGUUGAAAUAGUGGGCCGUCCUGGGUGCAAGACCUGUCGCUACAUCUUGGUGCAGACCCCGAGACAGUUUUCUGUAGCUCAGGCAACCUGCUCGAGGUGCUACAGAGGCAACCUUGUCUCCAUCCACAACUUCAUUGCCAACUAUUAUCUCCAGUGCAUCACCAGUGGAGUCAACGGAGGCCAGGUCUGGAUUGGAGGCAGAGUCUGUGGCUCGAGGCCUCACUGGGUUGACAGGAGCUGCUGGAAUUAUUCGAACUGGGCUGCAGGACAGCCUAACUGUGGGGUUGGCAGCUGCAUAGUUCUAUGCACCAGAGGGGGUAGGUGGCGACGUGCCCGAUGCUGCCAGCGUCGGCCCUUCGUCUGCGCUGCCUAAGCCAGCCAUCUGGAGAUCCUGCCUUGGAGCCUGCUGCCCACACCCCUCCUGGCUGCCCCGACCCACCCUGGGCCCUAGCUGGGCCUCCAGCCUCCCCUGCUCAUAAAGCCAGACU
Messenger RNA from Artibeus jamaicensis (Jamaican fruit-eating bat), 905 nucleotides. RefSeq names its product proteoglycan 3-like. The coding region runs from base 125 to 790 and encodes 221 amino acids. The record is from RefSeq and is a predicted model, not a curated record. Gene Ontology annotation, biological process: immune response. The transcript has 6 exons. Lineage: Eukaryota; Metazoa; Chordata; Mammalia; Chiroptera; Phyllostomidae.